Molecule: messenger RNA, 408 nt
Organism: Clunio marinus
Lineage: Eukaryota; Metazoa; Arthropoda; Insecta; Diptera; Chironomidae
Source: the annotation of a GenBank genome assembly
AUGAUGUUGAUGAACAAAAUAAUUUUAAUGAAUAUUAAUGAGAUAAUUUCACGCUACUCUCUAUGGCCUUGGUUGGAGUUACUAGCUCAUAAGAUGUUAUCAAAAAUAUUGCUUAAUAAUUAUCACAAGGUUGUGCAACUGUUUCACGCUAUCAUGAUUACGAAGCUAAUUCUUAGUUAUUCGGCUACGAUCAAUUUGUGUCGAUGUAGAAUUUUACAUUUGGAAGCAGCAAUUUUUUUUAUUCGAUUUGAAGCUAGAAGCAAAUUGCGUCAUGAAGACGUUUCUUUCGUCAUAUCUUUCUUUGGGCUGCCCGUCAGCAUUUGGGUUAAUGCUUGUACACGCAAUGGCUCUUGUGAGGUAAUAUGUAAUAAAAGUGAAAACAUUUCAACUGUAACUCAAGAAAAUUGA